AAGGUUGGGUAUUUCUCGGGAUAUUAUAUACUUUUUAAAACCGACGGAAAUUCAGUUUGUUUUUUGGCAUCAUGGCAGACAAGCAGGCAUGUCGCGUAAAAGUGUGAUAUGAAAUCUUCUCGUACUCAUUAAUACAAAUCAGCAAAAAAAUCCAAGUGCUUCAGACACAAAUGUUGAAUGUCAUAGUUUUUUUUGCUAAUCCAUUUGUACCAUUAGAAAAAAUUUCAAAGUGACAAACAGAAAUUUUGAAUUCCAAGAUUUUAAUGAAUAAUUUCAAAUUUUCAGGAAUCUUAUAUCCUCUUUCCUGAUUGUCCCUUAAAAGGAUUAAAGUGUAAAUGAAUAUCCAAUUAAAAAUUGAGAAUCAGGAUAUCAAAAUAAAAAAUCCAUAAAAAACUUGAGAAUUUCCCUUAAACUCGGUUAUCAAGGAUAUUUCCAACUACCCCCCUUUUUUCGGUCUGUGGUUAAAACCUGCAUCCUUACGAAAAUUACAAAAAGAAAAGGAUUGCAGUGAUUUGAAGUGCAUCUCUCCUUUGAGGAAAAAAGUUUUUAAUAUUAAAUUGCAAAUAUUCUUGGUAUCACGUUUGUAGCCCAAAGGGCAAGUGUUUGUGUGUAUAAAUCUUGUAUAACAAGUUUCUAAGUGGAAAGAAUCCAUAUUUCACUCUGUGUAAUUUAUAUUGUGACAUAGCAAUUCACAGGACACCAAACAGCAUCACCAGCAACAGAUAAAGAUAUUCAACAAAAACAACAUCCCAGGACAGGACAUCCCUUUUUUGUCAUGUGAUUCAUUUUCAUCUCUGAUGAAAGAAUUCACAAAGUGUGUACAAAACUACACACACUUUCCGACACACGCACACACCCAUUCCACUAUUAUUCUAAAAAAAUUACAAACAACGUAGAAAAAUAUGAUGGAAAAGUAUCUUUUUCCUUUUGGUUAUGUCAAAAUGGACCUGAAUACAGACAACAUAGAAUUUGAUAUUUGUUCUUCGAAUAUAAAAUAAAGAUGAACAACUUUACCAACUAAAAACGAAAGCGCAACAUCAUCACCACCGUGUUAGUUUAAUGCAUUAAAAAGACUUCUCUCUAAUGUUAUACCAAACGCAUUAACACAUUCCACAAAGUAGCACCUGGCAAAAGAGCAAAAUAACAACCACCCAAAAUUAAAAUAACAACACCCUAUACAAAAUAUUCACCUAUAAACUUAGUUAUAUAUAAUGGAAACCUUCCAACCCAACACAACUACGGAAUUAUUUCCCAUCACAUCAACUGAAUCCGUAGUUGCCAUCACUAAUGGCAACAGCAAUGGCUGCACAGUUCCUCCACCCUCUUUCAAUCCCAGUCAUAUUGGUAUUGAUCUAGCGGUACCCGAAUGGGAAGCCAUACUCACUGCCCUAAUCCUAUCAAUAAUCAUAGUACUUACCAUUAUCGGCAACAUCCUCGUCAUUCUAAGUGUAUUCACCUAUAAACCACUGCGGAUAGUGCAGAAUUUCUUCAUAGUUUCCCUAGCCGUUGCCGAUCUAACCGUUGCCCUCCUCGUUCUACCCUUUAACGUUGCCUACUCAAUUCUCGGUAGAUGGGAAUUUGGGAUACAUUUGUGCAAAAUGUGGCUAACGUGUGAUGUCCUCUGUUGCACAUCAUCAAUUCUAAAUCUUUGUGCAAUAGCAUUGGAUAGGUAUUGGGCCAUUACCGACCCCAUCAACUACGCACAAAAGCGAACUGUUGGUCGAGUCCUUUUACUCAUAGCUGGUGUUUGGAUCCUAUCCUUACUUAUAAGCUCACCACCUCUGCUCGGUUGGAAUGACUGGCCUGAGGAGUUCACCAGCGCCACACCCUGCGAACUCACCUCAAACCGAGGCUACGUGAUAUACUCAUCGCUCGGUUCGUUCUUCAUUCCACUCGCCAUCAUGACUAUCGUUUACAUCGAAAUCUACAUUGCCACAAGGAGGCGUCUCCGGGAACGCGCUCGAGCAUCCAAAAUCAACACAAUCGUUACAAUGAAAGGUAACCCAGUUGGUGGUGGAGGUGGGAAUAAUAAUGCCACUGGUGGAACUGGUGGCAAUCGUCUCGAAAAGGACAUGACUUCCGUGCAACAGGACCAAGAGUCCAUUAGCAGUGAAACUGCCGUCAACGAAGCGCAUCACAACAAUUCCUCCGAUCAAGCCGCUAUCAAUCCCAAAGACACACACAAUGGCAACGAAAAGGCGGCGAAAAAAUCUCGUCGUCCGAAAAUCAAGGACUCCAUCAAACAUGGUAAAAAUCGAAAAAUAAUCCAGGAGCGAUUACUGCCACCGCCCGAUACCAAUCAAGAGAUUUCGAAUGUUAGUGAUAAUCCUGAGAAUUCCUCCGAGUCUGGCCCAAAUGCCAAUAACAGUGUUACCGGUAAUUCGGAGAAACUUGAAAAGAGCGUGUUGGUGGAGAGUUCGAAGAGUAACAAGCCGCCACCCAAGAAACCAACGGGCGUUUAUCAAUUUAUCGAGGAAAAACAAAAGAUUUCUUUGUCGAAGGAACGACGGGCGGCCCGAACUUUAGGCAUUAUUAUGGGAGUCUUUGUAAUUUGUUGGCUGCCAUUUUUCCUUAUGUAUGUUAUUUUGCCAUUUUGUUUGUCCUGCUGUCCUACAGAUAAAUUCAAGAACUUCAUCACAUGGCUGGGAUAUAUUAAUUCCGGCCUUAAUCCGGUUAUCUAUACGAUUUUCAAUUUGGAUUAUAGGAGAGCUUUCAAACGACUAUUGGGCUUACGGAGUUAAGGCAAAUUAGAGUUUAGGUGAAUUUAUUAUUAUUACUACUUACGAGUAGACUGUGUAUAUUCUUAUUAUCUGGCUUAUGAUAUUUAAAAGAAGAAAAAAAAAAAAAAG
Episyrphus balteatus (marmalade hoverfly) is the source of this 2849-nucleotide messenger RNA. It is a transcript of the gene Oct-TyrR, whose product is annotated as probable G-protein coupled receptor No18. Gene Ontology annotation, molecular function: octopamine receptor activity. Lineage: Eukaryota; Metazoa; Arthropoda; Insecta; Diptera; Syrphidae. The transcript is spliced from 3 exons. The record is from RefSeq and is a predicted model, not a curated record. Gene Ontology annotation, cellular component: membrane. Bases 1212 to 2741 code for a protein of 509 amino acids. Gene Ontology annotation, biological process: adenylate cyclase-activating adrenergic receptor signaling pathway.